AUGCAUUUGGGAGAUCGCCCUAUAGAGAUAACGAUGAAAAGGACUGUGGCAAGUCUAAGUAUUUGGCAAAGGAUAAAACUAGUUUAUAAUUUGAUUACCUCCGAUAAGAAUAUAACGAAAGAAGAAAUUGAAAAAAUGAAAGAUCAAGAUUUGCUAAUGGAGUUACUGCAUGAGAUAACGGAUACUUUUCCGUCGUUAGCUCGAGUGAUCGUUGAUGAACGUGAUGCAUACUUGGCAUAUUCGUUGUUGCAAGCGAAAGAGAUAGCAUCAAGGCACCUUGACACAUUGUGGGAUCCGCAGCCGCCGGUGGUGGUUGGUGUGGUUGGACUUGGCCAUAUCCACGGAAUAGUUGAGAAUUGGGGUAAACCAAUUGAUGUACAAGAAUUAUUAAGCUGUACCUUUAUUGUGAUUCACAUAACCAAAUCGGGUAAGGUCAUCAAAUGUCUAAAUUUAGUUUUCGUUUUCACAGAUACAUGUGAGACAAAAAGCUAA
Trichoplax adhaerens is the source of this 492-nucleotide messenger RNA. RefSeq lists its product as uncharacterized. Bases 1 to 492 code for a protein of 163 amino acids. NCBI's taxonomy places the organism in Eukaryota, Metazoa, Placozoa, Uniplacotomia, Trichoplacea, Trichoplacidae. The transcript has 6 exons. The record is from RefSeq and is a predicted model, not a curated record.